Echinops telfairi (small Madagascar hedgehog) is the source of this 1674-nucleotide messenger RNA. RefSeq names its product coiled-coil domain-containing protein 170-like. NCBI's taxonomy places the organism in Eukaryota, Metazoa, Chordata, Mammalia, Afrosoricida, Tenrecidae. The transcript has 10 exons. The record is from RefSeq and is a predicted model, not a curated record. The coding region runs from base 1 to 1674 and encodes 557 amino acids.
AUGGCAGCCGCGGCUGGUUUUGACCCACCUAUUGAAGUGGUUCCCAACAAGAACCCAAUCAGGCACAACAAAAGGGCCGCUGACCUGGUUCAUCCUGACCUUGCUGGUUUUUCGGUGAAAAACAAGAAUCUUUUAGCUGAGCUAAGAAAUCUUCAAAACAAACUUCUCGUCAAAGAAACUUCAUUGCAAGAGAUGAAAUCUGAGCUAGAAAGUUACAAGGAAAAUAACGUGCAACAGCUGUUCCAGAUCCUGUCCCUGAGGAAGGACAUUCAGGACCUCGAGGAACUUAUUGCUUCGCUAACCAGAAUUAAGUCUUUGAAAAACACCAAUAUUCAGAAUCUUGAAAGAGGCAACUGGGAUUUAACUGAACGAAUUAUAGAACUAGAAAAUCGUUUAAGGGUGCAUCUGGUUGAAAGAGAAAAGGCAGAGUAUAAAGCUGAUAUGUUGGAAAAACAGUUAAUAAUUGCCAACGGAUGCACUCCUUAUGUGAAUAUGAAAGAGCAGGAAGAUUCUAUGGAUAUUUUCUUGAUGAAGGAUAAGGAAGAAGCUAUGCUGACCAAGAACCUUGAGAGAGGCAUUUUUCACUUCGAAGGACCACAGGAUGCACAGAAUAUCUGGGACAAAUGUCUCCAAGAUUUGAUCCACAAGGAAAAACAAAUGUCUGAGUUAGACAUACCUCAAUGUGCAUUCGACGGGGAAACGCAAACUACGCAGUCUCAGUAUCAGAAUUUCCUUGAUCAAUUAGCUAUUCUUCUGAGCAACAGUGUUGUCCCAAUACCAGCCACAGAGGAAGCUGUGAAACAGAGGAUUCAGGAAAUUGGUGCAAAUGAACAGUCUUGGAAGUUUAAAAGUGAAGGCCUUCAACAGGAAAUUCAAGUGCUCAAUCAACGACUAGAGCAGCUGCAUUAUCUCUAUGUGGAAGCUUUUCAAGAAUCAUCCCAAGCUGAAGAAGAAAAAAUAGCCUUGAAAUGCUUUGAAGGAACAACUGCUAUCAAUGAUUUUUUUCAAGACAGAGUAGACUUGGACGUGGAGAAAGACAACUCUAGGACAAUGAAUUCCCAGAUAGAAGAGCAUAUGCAGAAGUUCCAACAGCUAGAGAAAGACGAGAAGCAAAUAUUCCUGAGUAUUCGGCAGAAUGUGCAGAUGGCUACAACUCAAAGAUUGGAGGAGAAAGUCCAAAAACUUCAGAAACUGCUCACCGAUUUGAAAUUAUCCAAUAAAAACAUGAAAACUCAACUGACAAGAGUGAAUGUCCUGAAAAACAAAACGAUGGAAAAGCUCAGACGAUCUUUAACAGAAGUUGCAACAAUGAAAGAGAAGGCAGUUAUGAAAGCAGGCCCCUUGAAAACACUGCGAAACUCCGGAGAACAGGAGGCAAGACCAGGGGAAGAGAAGGCCCAGCAGGUGUCAGACGCUGCCCCUUGUGACCUCCACCCAACAGAAGAUGCACCAGGUCAAGAACAAGAGCUUGCUAACUUUCGAGAAACCAUCAUGAAGAUGUUGGGGUUUAACAUGAAAACAGCAGACAAAGAAGUCAUCAACCAGCUAAAGCUUAUUAUACAAUCGUACGAAGCAUCUACCAAAAACAAGUGGGCUGCUAACUGCGAGGUCGGCAAUUCGAAACCACCAGACACACGCUCUUUGGAAAACCCACCAGGCUUUCCACUCCGGUAA